AUGUCGAACCCAGAUCUCGCGUCCAAGAAGAGAAAGAGAAAGCACGGCGCUGCCAAACCUGCCGAUGCGCCUGUUCCUGUCGUCGCCGCCGCCGCCGUCUCGGAUGCUGAAGUAAAGCCGCGCAAGAAGAGCAAGAGUGCUGAAGCGAAAGCAAAGGAUGCGGAGAAAGAGGAGGAACUGAACGAAGAGUUGCGCGUAGAGUCGGCACUGCAAGAGGAGGUCAGCGAGGACGAGGCAGAGGCUGAGGCAGAGGCAGAGGCAGACGAGACCAUGGCCGACGUAGAAGAAGACAAGCAGGACAUUGGCGAGCCCUCAGAUCUGCCCUCGGCGCUUGGAGUCUCUCUCCCUGGACAGGAUGCUCUGCCCGAGAAGUUUGCCGACAUCAACCUUUCCGACAAGACGCUCAAGGCGCUGGCCGACAUGAAGUUUGAGAACAUGACCGAGAUCCAGGCCAGAGGUAUCCCGCCUCUUCUUGCUGGCAAGGAUGUUCUGGGAGCUGCAAAGACUGGUUCGGGCAAGACUCUGGCUUUCUUGAUUCCCGCCAUCGAGAUGCUGCACUCGCUCAAGUUUAAGCCUAGAAACGGAACUGGUGUCAUUGUCGUCUCUCCCACGCGUGAACUCGCUCUUCAAAUCUUCGGUGUCGCCCGUGAACUCAUGGCUCACCACUCUCAAACAUUCGGUAUCGUCAUUGGAGGCGCCAACCGCCGCGCCGAGGCCGAGAAGCUGGUCAAGGGUGUCAAUCUGCUCAUCGCUACACCUGGACGCCUGCUCGAUCACCUGCAAAACACCCAGGGCUUUGUCUACAAGAACAUCAAGGCGCUGAUCAUCGACGAGGCCGAUCGCAUUCUCGAAGUCGGUUUCGAAGAUGAAAUGCGCCAGAUCAUCAAGAUCCUGCCCAAGGACGAGAGACAGACCAUGCUCUUCUCGGCCACGCAAACCACAAAGGUCGAGGAUCUCGCCAGAAUCUCGCUGCGACCCGGUCCUCUCUACAUCAACGUCGACUACCGAAAAGAGCACAGUACCGUCGAGAACCUGGAACAGGGCUUCAUCGUCUGCCAACCCGACAUGCGUUUCCGUCUGCUGUUCACUUUCCUCAAGAAGCACCCCAAGAAGAAGAUCAUCGUCUUCUUCUCGUCGUGCAACUGUGUCAAGUACUACGCCGAGCUCCUCAACUACAUCGAUCUGCCCGUCCUGGACCUCCACGGCAAGCAAAAGCAACAGAAGCGCACGAACACCUUUUUCGAAUUCUGCAACGCCAAACAGGGCACUCUGAUCUGUACCGAUGUCGCAGCCCGUGGUCUGGACAUCCCCGCCGUCGACUGGAUCGUGCAAUUCGACCCCCCAGAUGACCCAAGAGACUACAUUCACCGUGUCGGUCGUACUGCCAGAGGUGCCAACACAAAGGGCAAGAGUUUGAUGUUCUUGCAACCAAACGAAGUCGGUUUCUUGAAGCACCUCGAGGAGGCUCGUGUGCCCCUGACUGAAUUUGAGAUGCCCGAGAAGAAGGUCUUGAACAUUCAGAGUCAGCUGGAGAUGCUGAUUGGCAAGAAUUACUACUUGAACAAGUCGGCCAAGGAUGGAUACCGCUCAUAUCUCCAAGCCUACGCCUCCCACUCCCUCCGCUCAGUCUUCAACGUCAACGAACUCGACCUGGUCAAGGUGGCCAAGAGCUUCGGCUUCAACACACCGCCACGCGUAGACAUGCAACUCGGCUCCAGCAUGAAGAUGGGAGACAAGAAACCAGCUGGUCGUCGCCCAUACGGCAGUCAACCCAGGCAAGGUGGAAACUACAAGCGCCAACGUCAGGAUUAA
Aureobasidium subglaciale EXF-2481 is the source of this 1812-nucleotide messenger RNA. RefSeq lists its product as uncharacterized. Gene Ontology annotation, biological process: maturation of LSU-rRNA from tricistronic rRNA transcript (SSU-rRNA, 5.8S rRNA, LSU-rRNA). The transcript has 3 exons. NCBI's taxonomy places the organism in Eukaryota, Fungi, Ascomycota, Dothideomycetes, Dothideales, Saccotheciaceae. Gene Ontology annotation, molecular function: nucleic acid binding; RNA helicase activity; ATP binding. Bases 1 to 1812 code for a protein of 603 amino acids. The record is from RefSeq and is a predicted model, not a curated record. Gene Ontology annotation, cellular component: nucleolus.